CAAAAUAAUGCAAGGAGGAGAAGAUGUUAGCAUUGAAGAGUUGGCUAAUAAUCUGUCUACCUACAAAGACCAGCUUCACCAGGUCAGACAGCUGUUAGAUGAUGAUCCUGGCAACUCUGAAUACAUUGAUAUGGAAAAAGAGCUUGAAGAGGUGUGCUAAUAUUCGUGAUGGCCAGUCUGCUCUUCCCCUGACCUCCUUUCAGAUGCUGAUCCUGAGAUUUAAGUUCUUGUGUUUUUUUCUUUUUUUUUUUUUGGGGAUAAAUACCUGCUCUUUAUGAAAUCUACGGUUGGAGAUAUAUUUUUACUGAAACAUUGGACUUGGGCUAAAGUUGCAGUAAUGCAGGUUAUCGCUUUGACGGAAGAACUUCUUUCAACAGCAAAGCAAAAUGAGGUUUCUGGAUCAAAUGUAGAAACGGGUGAUGACAGUGCAUCAAUUGGUUUCCAGCAGCCUAAAGAAAAUGAAAUGGAAGCUGGAAGCAUGUCUGAUUAUCAUGAGAAAUUUCCUAUCGGAACAAAAGUUCAAGCUGUUUGGAGUGAGGACGGGGAGUGGUACGAUGCUACAAUUGAAGCUCACACUGUAAAUGGUUUCUAUGUUAGUUAUGAUGGUUGGGGAAACAAAGAAGAGGUGGACCCUGCAAAUGUAAGAACAAUCCAACUGGAAGUUAAUGCUUUGCUUGAAGCAGAAAGAAUGGCUGAAGCUACAAAGCAGGCUAUCAAACGCAAGAUUGCUCAAGCUGCUUCUGUUGACUUUCAAUCCCGAAAUUUACCAUCAAAACUUCGAAUUGAACCUGAUGAUCCUGAGGAUGUAAAAGCCACCAAACGCAAGAAAAUACAUGCCUUCAAGUCAAAGAUGCGCAUAGAACAGCUUGAAGUUACCCAAAAUAAACGGCAGAAUGCUUGGCAGCAGUUUCAAUCAGCAAAAGGGAAAUCUAAGAAGAUUGGUUUCUUCUCUGGACGGAAGAGGGAGAGCAUUUUCAAGUCUCCGGACGACCCGAAUGGGAAGGUUGGUGUGACAGGAAGUGGAAAGGGUUUGACUGAGUUUCAGAAGAGGGAAAAACACCUGCAUCUCAAGGGUGCAACGGUGGAGAUGGAUGAGUAAAAGUGAGAUUAGAGUUUGUAGGUUGGUGGUUUCUUUGUAUGUAUCUUCAUUUAGUAUCCACAAUCCAGUUUAUGCGAUCUCCGUGGUUAGAUUCAUAUAAACGUGCUGAAAGUUUAGGCGGGGGGAUUCCCUCCAAGUAACAUAGUGUUUUCUUAUGAGAAUGGUUACAAAGCCUACCAUGACAGGGUCUCUCUUUUCCUUUGACAUUUUUAUGUUUACUUGUUCUAUUACCUUAUAGUUAAUGGGAUAUGCACAUUUACAUGAAAAACCCAA
Messenger RNA from Cucumis melo (muskmelon), 1372 nucleotides. RefSeq lists its product as uncharacterized. Gene Ontology annotation, molecular function: RNA binding. The record is from RefSeq and is a predicted model, not a curated record. The coding region runs from base 275 to 1099 and encodes 274 amino acids. Gene Ontology annotation, cellular component: nucleus; cytoplasm. The transcript is spliced from 8 exons. Gene Ontology annotation, biological process: mRNA processing. Lineage: Eukaryota; Viridiplantae; Streptophyta; Magnoliopsida; Cucurbitales; Cucurbitaceae.